AUGAAUCGAUCCAUAGAGCAGACGCUCCUCUCGCUGAUGCCGACCCACGGCUCAGUCCUUCCGCCGUCUCUGGUAGAGCUCGCGGGUUCCCUACUAGCACAAUCAAGACACCGAGCGAGCACAUUAAAGGCAGACGAAGAAAUCGGGCGGCUAUACGCUUGCGCACACAUUGCCUGCGACAGACUCAAAAUCACCCUGGACCUCCCCCCAAUCGAACCACGACCGCCAAUCCCCCCCCGAAUCUACAAGCGCCUCUACAGCCACCUCGACAACAUCCUCCCCAACACAGCCCUGAACCGCACCCCAGGCAAAAACGGCACCCCGCGCAACAGGCAACGCCACGGCGUCGAUUCCCCCGUCAGGACACCGCACCGGCCAACGCCGACAAAGGAUAGAUCCCUGGCGCAGUUCCGAACGGGCAACCCGGCGGCGGCGGCAGGCAGCGGGCCCAACACGCCGACAAAAUCAACAGGCAAAGUCGCCUACCCGUCCGACAAGUCGGGUCUCCACUUCUGGAUCCAGCCAACGAUCCGCUACAUGUGCAGGGAAACAAACCAGAAGCACCUCGGGCCGACGAUGCUCGCGGGCAUGGAGUACGUCGUUGUGCCCGGCGGGCGGAGGACGCGCGACACAUGGGUGCGGGAGAACCUGGCUGCGCUGUGCGGCGCAGUAUUCUUCUUCGUCGCGCAGCAGGUCCGGAAGCUCGCGACGGGCAAGGAUGUCGACCGGGAGAACUAUGUGCCCGCGCGGAAGCAGGUUCUGGAUCUUUUGGGUAAGGCGAGGGAGGAGGUCGACGCGCGGGGUCUGGACGAGGACGAGGCGUGGGAGGGCUGGGCGCCGGUCAAGACAAAGGAGUUUGAUGUCGCGGUGCGGGAGGUCACGGAACGCGGCUGGUUGGAUGCGGAUUGGUACCGCAGUCUGGGCGAUGUGAUUGAGGUGGGCCAUGCGAUUGCCGCCAGCCAUGGCCGGGGAGACGAAACUUACAAGGCGCCCGUUCGUGGUGCGGACACGAUGUUCCUGGACCGGUAUGAUUUCUUGAGCGACAAGAAGCGCAGAGACUAUAGGAUAUGGAAGGAGAGUAUCCUCAGGAGGAUAGACUUGAUGGAGAAGGAAAACGGUGACCGCAUGGAGGUGGAUGACUAG
Molecule: messenger RNA, 1143 nt
Organism: Colletotrichum orchidophilum
Lineage: Eukaryota; Fungi; Ascomycota; Sordariomycetes; Glomerellales; Glomerellaceae
Product: origin recognition complex subunit 6
Exons: 2
Coding region: 1-1143 (380 amino acids)
Biological process (GO): DNA replication
Cellular component (GO): nuclear origin of replication recognition complex
Molecular function (GO): DNA binding
Source: RefSeq, a predicted model, not a curated record